AUGGAGACACUAAAAGCCAUGUUCCCAACUGUCGAUGAGGAAGUCGCACAAUCAAUAUUAGAUGAUGAACAUGGCAAUGUAGAGAAUGCUGUACAAAAGUUACUUGCACUGACCGAUCCUGAAGCUCAAGCUCGUGAAGCUGUACGAACUCCUACUGCUCCUCAAGGUGUCGUUAGCGAGGACGAGAGAUUGGCUCGAGCCCUCGCGGACGAAGACUAUGCUCGUCACCUACAAGAAAGCGAACAACAUCAUCCUCAAAGAGGUCCAAUGGACGAAGGAGAAACUCCCAUACUUGAUAAAAUAGAAGCAGGUGCACUCGUCGCUGGUGAUGCCGUCAAAAAGGGCUUUUUGGCAGCUCUUGCAGGUGGAAAGGAAUUGUACACCAAAAUAAAGGCUGAAGCUUCCAAACAUGGUGUCAACAUGCCUGCUGUUGGAGGUGCAUCCAGGCCUGGUCAAGGAUGGGGUGAAUCUACUCAAGCUGAAGAACCUCCACUUGUACGAAAGGGUGAUAUGACUCCUCCAGCUUUACCCCACCGGGACGACGAACCAGCUGCUGCUCCUGUUGUCGCUGCAUCUGCGUCGCCUCCGCCUCCGGCACCAGCCAAAGCCGCAUCCCAAACAGUUGUGCCUGCCGCAGUAGCAAAACCACCACCUGCCGCAGUAUCACCAGUAGUCGCAAAGGCAGCCGCAUCAACACCAGUAGUCGCUGCUACAGCACCGACCCCUGUAGCAAAAUCAGUGCCAGCAGCAACAGCAGCACCUGUAUCAGCACCAACAACAACAACAGCUGCAAAGAAAGUGGUCGAUCCCUUUGAAACUCUAUAA
Synchytrium microbalum is the source of this 825-nucleotide messenger RNA. RefSeq lists its product as uncharacterized. Bases 1 to 825 code for a protein of 274 amino acids. Gene Ontology annotation, biological process: ubiquitin-dependent protein catabolic process. The transcript is spliced from 5 exons. Gene Ontology annotation, molecular function: ubiquitin conjugating enzyme binding; ubiquitin binding. Lineage: Eukaryota; Fungi; Chytridiomycota; Chytridiomycetes; Synchytriales; Synchytriaceae. The record is from RefSeq and is a predicted model, not a curated record. Gene Ontology annotation, cellular component: cytoplasm.